AUGGGAGAUGGGCAUCUUCCGAGGUUGUACUGUACAUGCGAACAUCGGCGGCGUACGUACUCUCUGAAUGCGCGAAUCUCGGCUGCAAAGUCGCUGGGACGCAAGGAGUUUGGUACGGUUCUGCACCAUGGACCUGUCUUUUGGCCUGCAUGUCGAUUAUCUCAUUGUUUGACUACAACACCGUGUCUUACUCCAUCGCCAUCUUCGCGAUACCUGAUUGUCCAGCACCAUGGCGCUUUCUACGGCUAUGAUCAGGGUGUCUUUGGCAAUGUGAUCAUCUCUGAGAACUUCCUGCGCACGUUCGGCUACCCGUCUGCAAACAUGCAGGGCGUCAUGACGUCCAUUUACAACAUUGGCUGCUUCAUUGGAGCGAUGAGUACGAUAUGGACGGGUGACAUUCUUGGCAGACCUCGACAGAUUAUACUCGGUUCCACUGUCAUUGGUAUUGGUGCGAUAAUCCAAACCUGCAGCUGGACAGUUGCCAGCAUGAUGGUUGGGCGAAUUGUAGCGGGACUGGGAACUGGCAUGAAUACGGCAACAGCCGGAGUCUGGCAAGCUGAAACGAGCAAAAUGAACAGUAGAGGAAAGCUAGUCAUCAUUCAGAUGGCGAACUGCAUCACUGGCUUUAGCCUAUCCAACUGGCUGACUCUUGGCUUCUCAUUUGCGCCCCGAGACAUUGCCUGGCGCUUUCCACUGGCCUUUCAACUCUUUUUCACCUUUUGCAUCUACGCCAUGGCACCAUUCCUACCAGACUCGCCACGCCUGCUUAUCCGCAAAGGCAAGCAUGACGAAGCAUUAGAAGUUCUCGCUGCGCUCGAGGGACACGGAGCAACACCGGAAUCACCAGCAGUAAUCACCCAAUAUAACAUCAUCAGAGACAUUUUGGAUCGCGAGCACAUGAACACAUACACUUGGUGGCAGCUGCUUUCUGGCAAGGGCCCCAGCGGCGUGCUACGCCGAAUGAUCCUGGGUGCCUGGAUGCAGGCCAUGAACCAAAUCUCAGGAAUCAAUGUCACUUCUUACUAUAUGAGCUACAUAUUUAUAAAUGCCUUGGGCAUAUCAGAACUCUUGUCGCGCAUCCUAGCAGCAGCUGGAUCAGUCGACUACCUCAUCUUCGCAUGCUUGGCGUACUUUGUCAUUGAGCGCUACGGGCGGCGCAAGGUCAUGAUGGUGUCUGCCGGCGCCUGCUCCCUAUGCUGGAUCGUAAUCGCCGCAUCUCAAGGCCAGACUGAAGCCGGGGGUGACUCUUACAAACUCGGCAUCGUCGCCGUGUCCUUCUUCUUCCUCUUCUUCGCCAGUUUCGGCAUGGGCGUUCUCGGCGUCCCCUGGCUGUACCCAACGGAAAUCAACGCCCUCGAGAUGCGCACCAAAGGCGCAUCGCUCGCAAUGAGCACAAACUGGAUAUGCAACUACGCCGUCGUCCAAGCCACACUUCCUGGUAUCGAGAACCUGGGCUACAAGUUCUGGGUCAUCUGGGCUGUCAUUUGCUUUGCUUUUAUCCCCAUUACCUACUUCUUCUAUCCUGAGACGGCGAACAGGACGCUCGAGGAUAUCGAUCGCUUUUUUGCUGCUAAGCCUGGACUAUUGAUUUCUGGGAAUAGAAUGGCAGUGCAACUGCAUCGGCCCAUCGAGUUCAUCGAGGCAGAUGCACGCAUCGCUGCCAACGAAGAGACAAAGGAUGCAGAGGGACGAAGGAGCAUCGGUACCGAGCAUGUUGAGGCGAAAGAGGCGGUUUGA
Molecule: messenger RNA, 1737 nt
Organism: Plenodomus lingam JN3
Lineage: Eukaryota; Fungi; Ascomycota; Dothideomycetes; Pleosporales; Leptosphaeriaceae
Source: RefSeq, a predicted model, not a curated record